Molecule: messenger RNA, 228 nt
Organism: Medioppia subpectinata
Lineage: Eukaryota; Metazoa; Arthropoda; Arachnida; Sarcoptiformes; Oppiidae
Source: the annotation of a GenBank genome assembly
AUGUCUGAUUUCAUUUUGAAAGCAUUUCAAACAAACAAAAGAGAGACUCAAAAGAAAAACAAUUUAGAGUCGGGACGAGUGGACGAAGACUUCGCUUUUGAUAAUCCAUACUUUGAAGACGAAGAAGGCGUUCAAAGAGCACAAACACUGACUAAAUCAGACACUAUUACUGCACAAAAAGUUAAUGCCAAACAUAAAUGCAUUGAAACUAAAGGCCUUUCGAAAUAA